AUGGGCGACGAGGGCUGCGACGACGCGAGCGCGUCGCUGCUGUUGCACGAGAGCGAGCCGGAGUGGGCGCAAGGCGGGCAUGGCGAGCGACCUCGUCGUCACCAUCGGCCAGUGCGCCUUCCACGUGCACCAAUACCCGCUGUACGCGUUACUAGCCUUCCACGUGCACCAGUACCCACGUCGCUUCAAGCUCUCCCUCCUGUCUCCCCUGUUCCCCUCCUUUCUGUUCCUUCCCCCCGGCUCCCCCUCCCUUCCCUUCCCCCUCCCUUCCCCUCCCACUGCCUCCCCUUCCCCAACCCCAGCUUCUCCCUGUCAACGGUGGUCGCCAACGCGGCAGCAGCAGCGGGCGAGGGCACGGGCCCCAUGCAGGCGGACCUCUCGUUCCUCCCUGGCGGCGCGCUCUCCUUCGUCCCCAUCGCCUGCUACUGCUACGCCCGCCCCUGCCGCCUCUCGCCCCACUCCGUGCUGCUCGUGCGCUCCGCAGGUACUGAUGCCCCUCCCGAGGCAGGAGGGGGAGCGUGUGGGAGUUUGGCACUGAACCGUGUUGCAUCCCAUGUGUUCACCAUUGCUGCUCUGCACCCAUGCUCUCCUCAACCCCAUCUUCUCAACCCCCUCCCUCCCGUUCUUAUCAUUCCCCCUCUUCUUAUUCUCCCCCUUUCUCGUCCCCCCCCUUUCCAGCAUGUUCUCACCUUCCUUCUUUACACCCCCCCUCUCCUCCUCCCUCCUUCUCCCGCUCGCCCCGGCAGCAUCGCUGCUGCACAUGAACGCAUGUGGGCCCACCUGCUGCCACUGUUUCUGAUGGGCCUCAAACCUCCCUUCCCCUCGCUCUCCCCCCUCCCCCCUCUCCCCCCGUCCCCUCCUCCCCCGCCAGUAUCGCUGCUGGAGAUGAACGCGUGUGGGCCCAGCCACUCGCUGCCGCUGCCGCAGCUGGCAAUGCAGCGCCUGCAGCACCUCCUGCAGCACUAG
This is a messenger RNA of Closterium sp. Naga37s-1, 966 nucleotides long. The record is from the annotation of a GenBank genome assembly. NCBI's taxonomy places the organism in Eukaryota, Viridiplantae, Streptophyta, Zygnematophyceae, Desmidiales, Closteriaceae.